Molecule: messenger RNA, 6835 nt
Organism: Doryrhamphus excisus (bluestripe pipefish)
Lineage: Eukaryota; Metazoa; Chordata; Actinopteri; Syngnathiformes; Syngnathidae
Gene: tsc1b
Product: TSC complex subunit 1b
Biological process (GO): negative regulation of TOR signaling; negative regulation of cell population proliferation; regulation of cell cycle
Cellular component (GO): TSC1-TSC2 complex
Source: RefSeq, a predicted model, not a curated record
CCAGGACCGUCCAGGGAAAACAACACGUUUCAUCGCCCUAACUUAUUAAGAAAUUAAUAUAAGUUAAAAGAUGACCUAUACCUUUUAGCACUGCGUGAUUCUUGUAAACAUAUUCUAGUUGUUGUCGAAGUCGAUCGUUCUCCUCCCUUGUUCGGGAAAGUUCCUCCUCGUACGACACUAUCGUUCUUUCAAACUGCGAAAAUAUCUCAUCUGCUGCCGACAUUAGUCGCUCCUUCACCAACUCUUUCAACAUGUUGCGGUUGUCUUGUAAACUACUUAAAACGUCGCUUUGUCUUCUUCAAUUAUUUGUUACUAACUUCCGCCUUUUUCUUCUUCUGUGGUUUUUACGGCGGUUAUCUCUCCUUGACGUUACGCGGCUGCCAUCUUUUGGCGGUAUUGAAGACUGCUCAAGAUGAGAACUGGGGAACAGUAAGUAGAGCUGCAGAGAAGUCACAAUAUAAAUGCUUAAAAAAAAACAAAUAAUAUAUGCAUGGUGGAUAUGGUGGAUAGUCGAGAUUCAGACAGCAUGCAAUAUUGUCCAGAGCAGUUUCCACAUUUCCUCAAUGAUGAUACCCACUGCAUCAUGCGGUUCCCUCACAGGAAUAUAACUCUGUGUUACUCCCUGUGAGACCAAAUUAUAAUAAUUAAUACCAUGACAAAUUCAUUUUUUGAUAGCAUGUAAAAGGUGUUGCAACAUGACACUUUUAGUGAAUAUCAGAAAUCUAUUGAUAACAAUCAGUCAUGGUCAUAAACACUGGAACCCCUGUGUCCCACCCUCUGUCAGAUUGAAAGGGAUGAUAACUGAGGUUGCUGUAUAUUAAGAAAGAUACAAUAUUGUGCACUAUUUAAGAACUGGCGCGGAUCUCAAUGUAGAACCUAGACAACAACAAGACUACAAGUUAUGAAGAAGUACAUUAUUGACGCACAUUAUCGCAAAUAAAAGAUGUGGAAUGUUGGAUCUGGACCCUGGGCUACUGCCUUUCUGUAAGAAUGCAAAGGUAUUAAUUCAGUUUAAUCUCAAAAUAGCUUUUUUUUACACACACUUAUGCUUUAAUAAAAAAGUUUAUUUGAUGUUUCUUUGUAAUUUGCAAUAAGCAUGACAUUACUUAUUGAUUGAUCACUCAGCUACCUGAGCAGGAGAGUGUUUGCGCGUGCGCAGUCAACAUGUGGGUCACGCGAAACCGUAUUACACAAACUUCAACCCUCCGCCAAUGAGUCGCUGAAACAAACAUUCUCGCCCUGGUAGCGGCGAGAAUACUCACAUUGAGCAUGGAUUAAAAUACAUCUUGACUAUUGUUAGCUACAGUGAGAUGUACAAUGAAUAGCCUGUUUACACUGGCUAGAUAGAGUACCUGUAGUAGCGGUUUUCAGGGCGCUAACUUGUGGGAUUAGUUUGCAUGCAGCGUUGACAGCGGAUGCUGACGACGGUGGGAAGGGCUGUGAGGUGUUCAAGAUGGCGGCGCCCUGUGGAGUGAAGCUACUCUAACAGAGGUGCCUGGAGACUGAAUUGGUGGGUGGCCCCAAGGGAGUCCUCCAGGCAGGAAGGGGCGGACACCGUGUGAGAGAGAGACACUGCCUCCACCUCCAGCACUGCCACCAUGGCCCGGGAGCAGCCCAGCAUGGGGGAUCUCCUCCCGCUCCUGGAGACCUCCGACCUCCACCAGCUAGAAGAGAUCAGAGGCCUUAUUAAUGAGCAGCUCAGCACUGAACGAGGGUCUGUGCUGCUCAACGGGCUGGUGGACUACUUUUUAGAAACCAACUCUUCCGAGGCCAUGCAUAUCCUCUGCUCGGUCAGAGAGCCACAUGACAAGCACCUUCUGGACAAGAUGAACGAGUGUAUGACCAAACAGUCUUGCCGGCUGCCCACCCUCACCAUGCUCGGCCAUGUCAUCCGCAAGCAGCCUUCCUGGAUCCACAAGAUUGCUCGAUAUCCUCUUCUACUCUCACUACUCAAAUGCCUGAAGACUGAUACGGAUGUUGUGGUGCUGAUUACCGGGGUGUUGGUGCUGAUCACACUACUUCCCAUGAUUCCUCAAGCAGGGAAACAACACCUGUGGGAGUACUUUGACAUUUUUGGUCGCCUGGCGUCUUGGAACCUGAGGAAUCCUGGGCAUAUUUCAGAGGUUUACUUGAUCCACCUUCACGCCAGCGUCUACUCGCUCUUUCACCGUCUCUACGGCAUGUAUCCUUGCAACUUCGUGUCCUACCUGCGUUCUCAUUACAGCAUGAAGGAAAACAUGGAAACCUUUGAGGAAGUGGUCAAGCCAAUGCUCGAACACGUCCGUAUCCACCCUGAACUAGUGACCGGAACCAAGGAUUACGAGCUUGACCCCACCAGGUGGAAAAAGUAUGAAAUCCACGAUAUUGUCAUUGAAUGUGCCAAAGUCUCUCUCGACCCGAAGGAGGCCUCCUGUGAGGAGGGAUACGCCACCAUGCCUGAGAACUUUUACCCUCAAAUCCACCUGCGGCCACAAGACUGCACGUCCAGCCCUUACACAGACCUCUACAGCAGCUAUGGAAGCUCCUCAUCAACCCCGUUUUCCACUCCACGGCAGCCCCUGCCCCCGCCCUUGUCUUUGCCCCCCUUCUCAGGGACACAGACAACCAGCCGUAGCCCACAGACUUCCAAACGCCAGAACUCCACUUGUGAACUUAACGCCUCCUAUGGGGGUAAGGACCCACUAUGGAGCCCCUCCUCCUUGUGUGGAAUGGCUACACCCCCUUCAUCCAGGGGCAUGUCACCCAACUUCGAGCUCUCCCACAGUGCCUCGCACCUUCCCAGCCGCUUCCACAACACCUCGGGAGGGAAAGGAACACCUGCCUCCAGUACUCCAGCCACCUCAUCACCACCUCCCACACUAUCAGAUGAAUUUCCUAUUAUCUCCUUACCGGCCAACACAAUCCAGUCCAGUCCACCUAGAAAAGAACGGAGACACGGAGACAGUGGUAAGCCUGCCCUCGUGAGACAGGACCCUGUGAAAGACUCAGAAAAACUUGGAGCCCCAAACAGAGAUGCAGGAGAUGCUGAGAAUGUGUCCAUGACAUUGACGGAGCUGUCAUUUUUCAUGAAGAAACAGGAGUUGGAGCUUCAGCUUAGAAUUGAAAAAGAGAAAGAAGAGGCGGCCAUCACAGAGGAGCUUCUGAAGAUCACUGAAGAUAAGCAGGAACUGUUAGGCCUGAGGGGUUUUGACUCCCCUUUCUAUCGCACCACUGAGACUCUGACGGGCUGCCAGACACAAGACAAGAACCUCACCAACAGCCAACCUGAAGGGUCCGUCAUGGACACACGCCAUGUGGUGUCAACACCAGACAAAGUGGAGAACACCGCAAGUACCAGUGGUGUCGAACGUGGAGGGGGAGUGGGAGAUACUCGGAGUUCAGCCAUCGGCCUUGAACAAUCCUGGCCCUUGUUGACUGGGUUUACACCCAUUGAUCACCACCUGUAUCGGAGUUCAUCUGCCCCGGAGGACGAAGUGGGCAAGUUUGGGAUGUUCUCGCCAAGUCCAUGCAGCAAGACUCCUGCCCCGGUGCCAUACGAGGUGUUCUUUGACCUCGCUUUGCCCAGGGCAGCCUCGCUUUACGUGGGCCAGAAGACGUCCGAGGCCAUCCACAAGGCGGCACUGGAGAGGUCUUCAAGACGGGAAGAGGGGCUAGAAGACGGGGACGAGGAGGGGGUUGUGACUACUUCACCACUGGAGGUGCUGGAUCGCCUUGUUCAGCAGGGGAGUGAUACUCAUGAUAAAGUCCUUAAGAGAUUACCUUUGCCAAGUAAGUCAGCUGACUGGACGCACUUUGGAGGGUCGGCUCCUACGGAUGAGCUUCAAACGCUGCGCAGCCAGCUGCUCCUGUUGCACAACCAGUUGCUGUAUGAGCGCUACAAGAGGGAGCAGCACGCCGUCCGCAAUCGGCGCCUUCUGCGGCGCAUCAUCAAUGCCACUGCACUUGAAGAGCAAAACAAUGCCAUGAAGGACCAGCUUAACCUGCAGAGUGUGGACAUCAUGUCUCUGAGGGAGAGUCUACAGGUGGAACAACAGCGGUACAGGCAGCUGUGGGACGACCGGGAGACGGUGGUGACCCGUCUGCACAGUCAGAUCAGACAGUUGCAGCAGGGACGAGACGGCUACGACACCAAGAACCAAGAGCUCCAGAGCAAGUUACAGGAGUGUCAGAAAAGGAUGGAUGAACUUGAGGCAGAGCUUCAGGGGGCAAAUAACCGAGUCUGUCACACUGGACACCUGCUCAAACAGAUGACCAUCAAGCUGAGCAACAGUGAGUGCACCCAGCAGCAAAUGAGCUUCCUGAACAAGCAGCUACUGCUCCUCGGGGAGGCGCAUAAGCUGUCCAAGCAAGAACUCCAGCAUGUAGGUGCAGAUAAUACCAAGAGACCCACCACCCAGGAAGCCCAGAUGCUACAAGCAUCCUGCAGAAAAGAAGUGGAGGCUCUGAGACAGAGCCUGCUGGUUCAGAGUCAGAAACUCGAGGCAGCACAUCACAGGGCCGCCGAAUUGGAGACACUCCUCUCCAAGAAGGAGCAUCUCAUUGCAGAACAGAAAAAGUUUCUCGAGGAUGUAAAAUGUCAAGCAAAGGUAGAGCUGCAGGCCUCGGACAGCAGAUAUCAGGCUCAGAGAAGAAUCACUCAACUGCUGCAGACUGAACUCCUGCAGCUUUACAGCAAAGUUGAAAUGGAGGCUCCAGGUAACGGUGCCGAUUGCUUGCCACCGGGGGGCAGAGCGGAGCCACACACAGCUGCUGACUCCAGCAUCCUGGUGCCUGAUGGACCAAGUAAAAGUUGUACUAACGAGGAGAUGGAUGGUCGACCACCACAUGACUCACCCUGCGGUAACGGCAGCACUUUAUUACUAGGGCAACCAAAGGCAAGCAAAUCUUCCAAGACUACAGCCAACUCGGUCAAUGGCAGCCCGGAGCCAGGCCCGUCCCUAGUAGUGGAGCCCCCCCUGUCCUGCCCCCACACCAAUCUGCUUGCACCUCUGCCCGCAUCUGACACACCACUCACCGUGGGCUCCUACCCCAGCGCCAAAAGCUUCCUUGGCAUGAGGGCGCGCGAGCUGUUUCGCAACAAAAGUGAAAGCCAGUGUGAUGAGGAGCAGCCAUCGCAUCCUCGGCUCGCCGGCCUCGCCCACGGAUUGAAGACUGAGCUGUGCACGGAGUCCCCGUGCCCUGGUUACGUCGCCCGUAUCAGCCCCGCACCCUCCCACACUCCGACUAUCUCGACCCAGCCUCUUACCCCUGCCGCUCCUGUCACCUUACCCACCAAGGAUCCCUCUGAGCCUAAACAGAAGGCCCCCGGUCAGGAAAGCCCCCGUAGGAAGGUAGGGCUGGGGCCCGGCGGAGGGCGAGGCCUAGCAGGGACAGGGAGGCCCAGACAACAACCGCUAAAGAUCAUGGACUACAAUGAAACGCAUCAUGAGCACAGUUAGAGACACAACUGAGCCGGGGGAGAUUGAAGCUUGAGAUUGAGAUCUACAAAUCAGCAAAAGAGUAAUAUGUCAACAACUCUUUCAAAGUCAGUGUUAUUUGUUCCAUUCCUUUGAGUGGACAACAGGAUUCCAUUCCCCUCCUUCUUUUUCCUUUAUUUUCCCCAGACAAUGACGCAAAGCUUUAUGUACUAACAGUGGAUAUACUGAGCGGUGACGCACCUUCAAUCCAUUCAUAUAAAGUAUAAGUAUUUUUUGCUCCUACAUAAUGAUAGAGAGGUUUAUCAUGUGAAAAGCAAAGUGUUGACAGAAAACUGUCCCUAACAAUGGACCGGUGCCAAUAUAUCUUAGGAAGCAGUGGCAAAACUGCAAUCGUGCUGCUCUGUAAGGGUGGUCCUUAGAUUACGGACAAGUUCAAUUUCUAACCUGUGAUGGACAAAUGGCACCACACACAAAUGAAAUCAAACACUACCAUCUUAAAAUAUUGUUGCAGUCUUGUCUGCAAUGAUAACCUCAUUUCGCAGAUAUUGUAACAGCGCACAGAAUCCAUGACCCCUUCUAGAAUUCAUUAGUAUUCGUUAAACCUCCUUAAUAAGUCCUGUUAUUCUGUAUCACUGUUCUGUAUCACUACUUCUAGAGCGUUCUUGUGUUUACGGACCAAAAUUGCAUUUUUUAAAAUUAAUUCACUGGAGCGCAUUCAUGACCAGGAUAACAUCGUAAACCGAAGACUGUCUGUAUUUUAUUUUUCAACACUGUCAGCUAUUCCUUGUGUCUCAUUUGAGCUGGGUGUUAAAACCUAAGUCGCUGUUUCCUGGCGUUCACCUGGGGUGAAAAAACACCAUAUCAUGAUUCAGAAUCAAAAACUAACAUUUCCAAAACAAUUCCAGUGAGUUUUUGUCCAGAAUGAUUGUGCUGUGUGUAGAGGAACAUGUCCGUUCUUGGAUUUCCAGAAGGAUACAAAAUGAAAAGUGUGUGUAUGCAUUUUUAUCGACGCCACAUGUAUUUGCAUUAUCUUGUUUAAUCUAAAUUGACAUCAGGAAGUGACCAAGCUCUACAAUAUUAACAUUUGCUUCAUUGUAUUCUUCAAUACUACCAGGAAUCAUCAGUCAACAGAAGUAUGUAGUGUCUUUUUCCCUGGAAACCUUCUCACUAAAUCCUGUUGUCCACCGGGAACUCCUGCUGUCAUUUCCUUCUGCUGCGCUAUCUAUAGCAUGUUCAACAAUCCACUUUAAAUGCCAACAGUAGUAAUUAAUGCAACCUAAGAUGGAAGGUACACCCUGCACAACCUGAAGAAAGCAGGACUCGUGACUGGACGACAUGGCGACAAAGAACGUUUUUAAAGCAGUGGCUUGUGUUUAACUGUGAACAAUAAAGAUCGUCUUCAAUGUUUUGCACUAUAA